Conger conger (European conger) is the source of this 2139-nucleotide messenger RNA. RefSeq names its product RNA polymerase II subunit M (gene polr2m). Bases 135 to 1433 code for a protein of 432 amino acids. Gene Ontology annotation, biological process: transcription elongation by RNA polymerase II; intracellular signal transduction. Lineage: Eukaryota; Metazoa; Chordata; Actinopteri; Anguilliformes; Congridae. The transcript is spliced from 4 exons. Gene Ontology annotation, molecular function: transcription elongation factor activity. Gene Ontology annotation, cellular component: nucleus; intracellular anatomical structure. The record is from RefSeq and is a predicted model, not a curated record.
UGCCGGUGGUACAGGGAGCUGGAUGUGGAUGUUGAAACAUAUAACCCGAUAAACAGCAACGUGCCUGUCCGUUUCGUAACGGUUUGACAAAGUUAGUUCAAUUGAUCCGUUAUCGAUUUCGGAAGGAUGAAGUAAUGUCCUCGUCGUGGACUGAACGGCAGGGAUACAUUGGUGAUCUUCUAGGCAAGAGUAAAGAUGAGCUCUGUGACAUUUUAUACCGCCAAGAGAAACUACUUUCUAACAAGCGGUUCGUUCAGUCCCUUCCUGAUAAAGGGAGGAAGAUAACAGACUUUGUGCAGAGACUGCGCCUGGCCCUGGUCCACCAUGAAGAGGAGGAGAGAAGACGGGACAUGUUGUCAUCUGUGAGGACAGAGUUUCAGUCCAAAUAUCAGCAGGCCCUGUCCCAGCGGCAGCAUGGGAAUCCUACGGACACUCCAAAUGUGCCACUCUCUGAAACGUCUUUCUCAGUCCCAACUCGCCAGUCGAUGAACCGGCAGGAUUUCCUGUUGAAAGCCCCGCCUGCGGAUAAUGCUGUCAGUGCUGCUGACUUAAACGAGCCUGCUGUUGUAAGCAUGGAGACGGCGUCUGACGGCCGUGCUGAACUCUCAGCGGCCGCUGCUAGGACGGAAGAAAAAGACCUUGUUGAGGCCUUGGGGAAGGUCACUCUGACAGACGGCGCAGCUGCUCCCAGCAGGUUGUCAGGUGCUGAGAGCAGCGACUGCACUGGAGACGAUCCGUUCCGCGGCAAACCGCCGCAGAAGAAGCCCCAUUACAUAGAUGUCCUGGAGAAGUCCGAGAAGAGUGCAGCCACAAGGAAGCCAAAGUUCAAACCAAAUCACCUGCCCCAGAAGUUUGGUGGCUCUCCGACAGGCUCCACUCCCGGCCAGUCCCCUGGUGUGGUGCCCCAGGCCCCUGGUGUGGUGCCCCAGCCCCCUGGUGUGGUGCCCCAGGCCCCUGGUGUGGUGCCCCAGCCCCCUGGUGUGGUGCCCCAGGCCCCUGGUGUGGUGCCCCAGCCCCCUGGUGUGGUGCCCCAGCCCCCUGGUGUGGUGCCCCAGCCCCCUGGUGUGGUGCCCCAGCCCCCUGGUGUGGUGCCCCAGCCCCCUGGUGUGGUGCCCCAGCCCCCUGGUGUGGUGCCCCAGCUGUCUGCCGACGCCCGGCGAGAGAGAGACAGGAAGCACCUGGAUGACAUCACUGCUGCCAAACUGCCCCCGCUGCACUACAGCCCUGCCCGGCUCCUGUCAUUGGAGGAGUCUGUGGCCCUGCAGCAAGAGCACAACAGGAAGCACAAGGACCUGCAGGCCAAGAUGGCCGCCCAGAAACUGAGUGGGCGGCUCGGCGUCGGCAUGACAACCUACCGCCCGGAUGUGGGCCAGGAGGCUGGAUACAGGGAGUCGCACGCUGACGAAGCCAAACUCUCCUCCGACGAGGAUUAGAUUACCCUGAAUGUAGGCGGGACCUUUCUGCUUUCCUGUCUCCUGAUUGGGCAGAGCUGUUGGCAGUCCUGCGGGGGCGUUUUUUUAAUGAAAGGUCAAAGGGCCUUAAGGUGGUUUUGAAAAGCUAGUAUGGCACUCUUUAUUGCAGAUGCACUGAGCAUAUCAGCUCUGGGACACUAAUUCAUAGACUUGGCCGACUCCUGAAAUGAUGACCAGCUCAGCUGGUUUCUACAGAAACCUCAUUGAUACUGAUUAUCAAUCUCAUCCAGUAUUGUUUAGACAUCCCUUUACGACGUCCCUUAGUAAACGAUACUCUGCACUUGAUAUAUCGAAUAUCAGUCUGAAGGAGAUGGGUGUUCUUGUGUGUUACAGUGAAAUGACUACCAAAACACCACCAGUGACCAUGCUGUAUAUCGAUGGUGUCCUGUUUAAACGUAAUAUCCCCAGAAAAUGGAAUUCUCAGGAACCGGAAAAAAAAGAAAAACUGCUUCCAUUUUCCAAUUACCUGUGAGAAUUAUCACUUGGGGUUUUGACCUUUAUUAAUUCUUGAGUUAUGAAACUCAGAUAGCGCCUGAAGAUAACCUGCACGGUUUUUGCAUGCUGUUAUGCAAAGAACUUGGGAAAAUAAUGAUGAAACCACUGAGUCAACAUAUUUUUGUACUUUUUCAUCCGUACUUAUUUAAAAUAAAACUGCUUCCAUACAGUA